UGAGUGGAACUGAGUGCUAUUGAUUAUUUCUAAAGUUUGCUGUGAUGGAUUUCAAUAGCAGUAUAGUUGUGCUAUUUCUGUACAAGCUGUGUGUUUCCAGGAAGUGGUGAGGCUGCAGGUUUGAAACAUGAAAACAGACAUUUUGCAGCAGUGUGCACUGCAUAAGGCAGUGCCUGAAAACACCAUGUGACAGCACUCACUUCCUGUCUUGGGGAAGCUUUUUUUCUUUCAAGAUUGCCGUCAGAUUAAUUGACAAGACGAAUGGCGAGCACCAGAAUAACGAACAUCCAAAAUGUCCCAAAAAAGCCCGUGGUGCCCCCCCCCACCCAGCACCCCGGGCAGGUCCAGAUGAGGAUUAAUAGGUCAGCUAACACUGGAGAGCGACUCAGCCAGACCAAGUCAAUGGUCAUCCCAGACCCUGCAGCGCCCCAGAAUCCUAUAUCUCGCCAUCGGAGGAAUCAGUCUCAGCAUAACCUGGGUGACAUCAGUGUUGCAGGACUUCCUGGUUUGUGGCAAAAACUCCAGAGACCGGAGCUGAGUCUGGGGGCCUGUGAUCAGAAUUCCCUGAAAGGUGAAUAUCUGAACAAAGCCAAGAUAGCUGAUGGAGGAAAAAAACUGAGGAAGAACUGGACCUCCACCUGGGUUGUCCUAGAGGAUAAUCGGCUGUUUUUCUACAAGGAGAGCAAGCAGGAGGCGCUGGCUAGUUUGAAACAGGGAUGCAAGUCAGAGACAGUGGAUCUCUGCGGGGCUCUCGUCGGUUGGACGACAGAGAAGUCGAGCCGGAAGCACGUGUUCCAGAUUACAACCAGCUGUGGACAAGAGUUCCUGCUCCAGGGUGACAAUUAUCCAACAAUAUGCAAAUGGCAUGAUGCCAUUAAAAAAACUGCGGAAGCACUGUCAAAGUUGGCAGGAGGGAAAUCCACUCUCCGGAAAUCGAACAGCACCGAAUUCCUCUUCAGACGCGUAGAGUCUCCCGUUACGAAGGAAGUUCGGCCAGAAAAUCGGCGGUCGCUCAUUUUCAAGCUCAACUACAGCGCCUCAGACAGCGCCGAUAAGAAUGGGGUGAAGAGCAAACUCAAGAAAUUCAUUUCGAGGCGUCCAUCGAUGAAGACGCUGCAGGAGAAAGGUCUUAUCAAAGAUCGAGUGUUCGGCUGUCACUUGGUAACUCUUUGCCAACGGGAGGGGACCACCGUGCCAAGCUUCGUCAGGCUCUGCAUAGAGGCUGUGGAGAAGCGAGGUCUUGAAACCGAUGGUAUUUACCGAGUCAGUGGAAAUCUGGCCAGCAUCCAGAAGUUACGAUUCUUGAUUGAUGAAGAAGAGCCACUGAAUUUGGACGACAGCCAGUGGGAGGACAUCCACGUCGUCACCGGAGCACUCAAGAUGUUUUUCCGGGAGCUUCCAGAGCCGCUCCUGCCGUACCGCUUCUUCGAGCUCUUCGUGGACGCGAUCAAGUCACGGGAAUACCGAGAGCGUGUGCAGGCCGUCAAGAAGCUGGUGAAGCAGCUGCCAGUGCCCAACCACCACACCAUGGAGGCGCUCUUCAGACACUUCCAAAGGAUUUUGACCAAGUCAUCGAAGAAUCUGAUGUCCACUCAGGGAAUAGGUAUCGUGUUUGGACCGACACUCCUCUGGCCUGAACUGGACUAUGGAAACAUGGCCGUCAACAUGGUGUACCAGAACCAGAUAGUGGAGCUGACCAUCUCCGAAUGCUCCGAGAUCUUUGGGCCUGAGGUGAAAUAGGCGAGGGAGAGCAGGGCUGAUCCACAAAGUGCCACAAACGCAGCUCCGUCAGACAAAUCCUGUCACCAGGUUUUGGAAUGUAGAUGUAAACGUGCCUUUGAGGCACCUCUUCUUCACCUCUUCCUCACACGCUGCCUGACAGAUGUUCCGGCACUUUCCAUGUUUGUGUAUUCGAAUAUAAAAGAAAUGGGGAAAAUUAGAAAAUACAGUAAAGCAAAGAUAUUAAGACAAAUGACAAAAUGGAUUGAUGACAUUCUGUGAUUGCAGAUAAUAUUCUGCAUUUAAUAAGUACACUUAAGCCAUGUUUUUAGUAAUAUAGAAACACAUUCAUGAUGUAUUAUAAUGCAUUCAAAAGGUAUUAUAUACAUGACUAAAUAUUAAAAGGCAUGACACAUUAUAGCCAUAUGGAUUAUACAUAAUAAAUGCUUUAGAAAGUUUUAAUCUAUAAUGCACUAUAGAUACCUUUAUAUUGCAUUAUAAUGCUUGGUAUAAGCAUUAAGGAUGCUUUGUACUACAUUAUAAAGGUAUAUAAACUGCAUUAUAGAUGAGAGCUUCAUAAAGCAUUCAUAAUGCUUAAUAAACAUGGCAUUACUGUGUCAUGCCUUUUUAUAAAUGCUUAAAGCCAUGUUUAUAAUGCAUUAUGAAUGUAUUUAUAUAUUACUAAAAACAUGGCCUUAAGUAAAGUGUUGCAGAUCUGAUUUUGAUAUUACUGGAAAUAUGUUAAAAAUCUUAGUGUAAAUAUGACAAUAAUAAAUAUUUGAUGCACCACAACUUUAUACAUACCGAUAAUGUGGUUCAUUAUCUGUACGUUUAAUGUAUAAAUCAGGUUGUGACGUUACCAUGUUAGAGGAAAUAUUUUUUGUCAUAAGUUUUUCUUGGAAUCUAUAGUAACUGUGUAAAAUAAUUUGGCAUUAUAAAAUAUUUCGCUUCAUAGUGGAUAUAUUAGAUACAUUAUUACUUUCUCUUCUUUUAUUUUCCCUCUGUAAACUGCUUACCUGAACCUAAAUUCCAGAUAAAUUGUUUUAAUAUUUUGAUUUUACUGGUAGCUGAAUGUACUUUUUAAAGCUUAGUAAAGCAUGAACACCUCAAAAAUAAAUAACCAAACCGAUGGUCAGUGAAAA
Paramormyrops kingsleyae is the source of this 2861-nucleotide messenger RNA. The record is from RefSeq and is a predicted model, not a curated record. NCBI's taxonomy places the organism in Eukaryota, Metazoa, Chordata, Actinopteri, Osteoglossiformes, Mormyridae.